Molecule: messenger RNA, 1055 nt
Organism: Leptopilina boulardi
Lineage: Eukaryota; Metazoa; Arthropoda; Insecta; Hymenoptera; Figitidae
Exons: 2
Coding region: 124-552 (142 amino acids)
Source: RefSeq, a predicted model, not a curated record
UAUGCCAAUAUAAUGAAGUUGAGUGGAGGAAUGCCGCAAAAGUUGGUAUUGUUCAUGAGCUAUAUAAGGUCUUUCUAGACACCGGAAAGUUGUAGAACGCGUUUCAAUCCUUAGCCAGUAAACAUGUGGUUCCUUAUUCUCGGAUUUUGCCUGGCAGUGGCUCUUGCCGAACCAGUUCAUAUUCAUUAUGACACGACGCACUAUCAUGGACCACCUGCACCUCUCGAUAAAAUUGGAAGAGUUAUUGACACACCGGAAGUGGCGCAUGCGAAAGCAAAACAUUUAGCGGCUUAUGAAGCUGAAGCAGCUAAAGGUUCCUAUUCAUCGGGCAGUGAAGGUGGAAGUUCCGGUGGUGGUGGUGGUGGUGGUUCCGAGGGACAUGAACAUCAUCAUCAUGUUGUACAUCAUUAUCAUGGACCACCAGCUCCAUUGGAUCAUCAUGGAAAAGUCAUUGACACAAAAGAAGUUGAACACGCAAAAGCCCAUCAUUUCCAUGCUUAUCAAGAGGAAUUAGCCAAGGUCAAACACUCCGAGCCUCAUAGCUAUAUCUAAAAAAAAAAAAAAGAAAUAUUGCGGAUUUAAUUAAUUUUUUUGCCUGUUUGAUAUGAUACUCAAAACCAUUAGAAUUAUUCAUUAAUUUUAAUGGAACCCUGGUUAUUGGAAUUGGGAAUAAAUAGAAACACUCGAUUUUUUUUUCUCAUCCAAAGAAAUCGUUAGUUGCUCCUUAGAAAAAAAAAGGAAUCGAAAAGGUCAAUUAAAAUUUAUUUUUUGAAAAUUUUUUUUAGAAAAACUAGAAACCUGGUUAUCGUAAUUUCAACCAUGAUUUCUAUUUUCUAAAAUGUAUUUUAGAGCUUUGAUAUUCUCUUUCUAUUUUUUUUUUUGAAACAAAAAAAGUGAUUCAAGCUCGAUUCUAUAUAUAUAGUGGAGCAUGAGAUUCUUUUGCAAUAUAUAGAAAUGGUAAAGGGUGUUAUAAUUAUAGUUCUGAGACUAGAGCUCAAUUUUUUUUAUUACGAAUUUUGUAUUUUUGAAUAAAAAAAAAGUUAUAUUUUCUUAUA